Molecule: messenger RNA, 819 nt
Organism: Pollicipes pollicipes
Lineage: Eukaryota; Metazoa; Arthropoda; Thecostraca; Pollicipedomorpha; Pollicipedidae
Product: regulator of telomere elongation helicase 1 homolog
Exons: 7
Coding region: 175-819 (214 amino acids)
Biological process (GO): negative regulation of t-circle formation; regulation of double-strand break repair via homologous recombination; telomeric loop disassembly
Cellular component (GO): nucleus
Molecular function (GO): DNA binding; ATP binding; hydrolase activity, acting on acid anhydrides, in phosphorus-containing anhydrides
Source: RefSeq, a predicted model, not a curated record
GGCGCGCCGAAAAUCAUCUUUGCGUCCCGGACGCAUUCGCAGCUGUCGCAGGUGGUGCAGGAGCUGAAGCGGACCUCCUACCGCCACGUCAGGGCCGUGGUGAUCGGCUCCCGGGAUCAGCUGUGCAUACACCCAGAGGUCAGCAAAGAAACCAACAACUCCGUUAAAGUCCACAUGUGCCAAGCCAAGGUCAAGUCCCGUACAUGUCUCUUCUACAAUCAGGUGGAGUCGCGGCGCACGGACAAGCUGCUGACCGAGAUGCCCGUCACGGACAUCGAGGACCUGGCGCAGCUCGGCAAGAAGCUCAACUUCUGCCCGUACUACAUGGCCCGCUCCAUGAAGGAGGCGGCCGACAUCAUCUUCCUGCCCUACAACUACCUGCUCGACCCGAAGACGCGCAAGGCGAACGGCGUUGAGCUGCAGAACAGCGUCGUCAUAUUUGACGAGGCGCACAACAUCGAGAAAAUGUGCGAGGAGUCGGCCUCUCUGCAGCUCAAGUCUACCGACAUCGCGCUCUGCGUGGACGAGAUCACGCAUGUGCUGACCCAGCUGGUGUCGCCGGAGGCGGGGGCUGACCCGGAGUUCGGCUCCGCGGCGGCGGCCGCCGAGCUCAGCGCCGAGAAUCUGAUGCUGAUGAAGGCCAUGCUGUUGGAGCUGGAGAAGUCCAUCGACGCCAUCCCCAUACCGAAUCCGGGCGAAGGCGCCGACUUCCCAGGCAGCUUCAUGUUCGAGCUGUUGGAGCGGGCCGAGAUCACGCACGGCAAGCGCGCCAUCAUCGUUGAGGAGCUGGAAAAAUUUGCUGCUGUCGGCGGGUCGUAG